ACCAGUUUGUGUUUAAACGCGAAUAGGCAUAGGCGCACAUCUCCCAGCUGCUGGCUGUGCCUGUCGACGAUUUCAAGCCCAAGCGAGAGGCCACUGACAGGUUGUGGAACUCGUUUCAUCUGUCGAUCGGUGCAAAUAACAAAAAAAAAAACAAAGUGCGCGCGCGUGUGUGUCUGUGUGUGUGUGUAUGUGCAAUAGACGUAAACGUUAUAUCUACCAUAAAUAUGCCUAUUGAAAACAUAUAAGAAAAAGUAUUAACUAAAUGUUAAAUAUACCAUAAAAUAUAUUAUAGCAAAAUGAGUAAAUAAAUUAAAGCAUAAACACAUGUAUUUGCGAGCAACUAACACGACCCUUUGGCCCCGGUGCUGAGUGACAGACGUGUCGCAGUGACCCGCAACCGGAACUCGGACUCGCUACAAAUAAGUAAAUAAAUAGUGUCCAGCAUCAGAGGACGAUUUGUCGGCAAACAGCCAAAGUCAAUAAAAAACAAACAGCAGAAAAAAAACAAAGUACAAGAAUAAAACGCAAAGUCACAACAGAACAAACAAAACAUUUUCCGGCUCCGGCGACAUUAACAGAACUGCUCGACAUCGACAAUUUGUUUUAUCAAUUUUCAACAAGGCCAACAACAGCAACAACAACAACAAUAGCGGAGCAGCCAACAAACCAACAAACAACAAAAGUGCCCAGAGUGCUUAGCCGCGCUCGCGCCAAGCACGCACGCCACCAACAACAAUAACAACAACAACAACACCAUCAUCUCCAUAUCCACAUCCACAUCCGCAUCCAUCUUCAGCUCCACCCACUCCUGGCCAACGAGCUGCAGCCACCCAACACCCAGCACCCAAAACCCCUUGUCAAGUGCUCAACAGCAUCCCGCCAGCAUCGGCAUCGGCCUUCGCCUCCGACCCCUUCAACGCCCCCGCCCAACAGUAUCCUUGCAGGGCGCGGGCGCCCCACAGUGAGCUCUCAUACUCGCGACCUGCCUUUUGCCGUAGCCGUUGCCGUCGCCAGUUACCGUCACCAGUUCAGCGACAAAGACGAACGCGACAAUGGCUGCAUAUGCGCAGUUUGGAUAUGGUUACCCGUCGGCAAAUCAGUUACUUGGCGGUGCGGCGGCAACUACUGGCGACAGCCAAAGCGGACAUGGUGGGGGCUCGGUGCCCUCGCCGCUGUCCGGCACAAAUGAGGCCUCCCUCAGUCCCUCGGGCGGCUCGACAGCGACAGGCAUCACUGGCCCCGUCAGUCCAGGUGCAAUUUCUCAAUCGUCUAACAAUGCGGGCCCGACAGCCGCGGCAGCCACAUCGCCGACGGAUGCAGAUGCAGUUGGCAGCGAAGUGACCGGCGCUACAGAAACAGAUGCCGCUGGCAGCGGCGUCGGCAGCGGCGGCAGCGCUCUAGAGGCUCAUGUCCGUGUUGCGAAUAGCAUGUCCUGCUGCGAAAACGGACGACCCAUCAUCACGGACCCCGUCUCGGGGCAGACAGUCUGCUCGUGCCAGUAUGAUUCGGCGCGUUUGACGCUCGGCGGAUACUCACGCAUGGCGAUACCCACAGCUGGCGUAGGCGUCUACGGCGGCCCGUAUCCCUCGAACGAGCAGAAUCCCUACCCCAGCAUCGGUGUGGACAACUCGGCCUUCUAUUCGCCGCUGAGCAAUCCCUAUGGCAUGAAGGAUACCACCUCCAGCUCCGAUAUGAACGCUUGGACCUCAUCGGGCCUGCAAUCAACUAGUGGGUAUUAUUCCUAUGAUCCCACACUGGCUGCUUAUGGCUAUGGGCCCAACUACGAUCUCGCCUCCCGCCGCAAGAAUGCCACGCGCGAGUCAACGGCCACGCUGAAGGCGUGGCUGAGCGAGCACAAGAAGAAUCCAUAUCCGACCAAGGGCGAGAAAAUUAUGCUGGCCAUCAUCACAAAGAUGACGCUCACCCAGGUCUCUACAUGGUUUGCGAAUGCACGACGCCGUCUGAAAAAGGAGAAUAAAAUGACGUGGGAACCAAAAAACAAGACGGAAGACGAUGACGACGGACUCUUGUCGGAUGAGGAUAAGGAGAAGGAGUCCAACGAGGGCUCCAAGCUGCAGGCCAGCGACACAUUUGAUCCCGGCCAACAACGCAUCAAGUCCGAGCUGGCUAAGACGGACAAAACGGAGCUGGACAUUGAGGAGAAGCUGGAGCGUGAGCCGCAGAAUUUGCUGGCCAUCCGUGGUCUGCCACCGUAUGGUACACCAAAUUUCAAUCCGCAUCCGGCCCACUCCUACAAUCCCUACGCACAUGCCCACGCCCACGCCCACGCCCAUGCACACCAGCAGCAGCAGCAUCAGCAGCAGCAGCAGGAGCAACAGCAGCAGCAGCAACAGCAGCAGCAGCAGCAGACGGCAGCCGUUUAUUACAAUCCCGGCUACGUGCAGGGUCAUGGCCAAGAUGUUGGUGGCAGUGAAUACGCCCUUCAAAAAAACCAGCUGAGCAGAGACUGUGGCAUACCGGUGCCGGCGAGCAAGCCCAAAAUCUGGAGUGUGGCCGACACAGUCGCCUGCAAGACACCACCGCCUACGGCAUAUCUCGGCCAGAAUUUCUAUCCACAUCAGCAGCAGCAGCAGCAGCAGCAGGCACAAGUGGCGCUGGUGCCCGAUACACCGACAACGACCCAGCUGCAUCCGGAGCAGCACUCAGCGCACGGCGCACACCCGACUAUGGGGCCGCAAGUCGAGCUCGGUUCGCCGCUGAGUAUGAUGAGCAGCUACGCCGCCGCAUCGCCAUAUUCGCGGAUACCUACGGCGUACACCGAGGCCAUGGGCAUGCAUACCAAGACGCCUAUCAAUAUGCAUCGCGAUCUAUCCCAGCUCCAGGUGCAUUCCAGUUUGAGCCAAGCACCCUACCUGCCCCAGUCCCAUCAGCAGAGGAUGGGGUUUACCGAGAUCCAGCCCGAUACACCGCCACAGACGCCGCCAAAUAUGAAGCUGAUCAGCCACAACAACAACAGCAGCAACACCAACAACAACAACAACAACAACAACAGCAGCAACAGCAGCAGCAGCAGCUCUACGCUGCAUUCCGGGCCCGGAACAGUGCCGGUAACAUCCAUGGGUUCAAUGCUUUACAGUAACAACAACAUAUAUCACAGUAGCAAUAGUAGCAGUAGCUAUCUAACGAGCAGUCGCUCCAACUCCUAAGGCCCAUGGGGGUGGCCUAUAUAGUACACUCAACAAAAUUUUCUUACCCAAAUUUUAGUAAAAUCGUCAAAAAAAAUA
Messenger RNA from Drosophila montana, 3245 nucleotides. RefSeq names its product caupolican (gene caup). Lineage: Eukaryota; Metazoa; Arthropoda; Insecta; Diptera; Drosophilidae. The record is from RefSeq and is a predicted model, not a curated record. Gene Ontology annotation, molecular function: RNA polymerase II cis-regulatory region sequence-specific DNA binding; DNA-binding transcription factor activity, RNA polymerase II-specific. Gene Ontology annotation, biological process: regulation of transcription by RNA polymerase II; neuron differentiation; cell development. The transcript is spliced from 5 exons. The coding region runs from base 1053 to 3167 and encodes 704 amino acids. Gene Ontology annotation, cellular component: nucleus.